This is a messenger RNA of Diabrotica balteata, 222 nucleotides long. NCBI's taxonomy places the organism in Eukaryota, Metazoa, Arthropoda, Insecta, Coleoptera, Chrysomelidae. The record is from the annotation of a GenBank genome assembly.
AUGAUAGGAAAAUUCAAAGGUAAGGAAGUUCUCAUUCCGAGGAUCCCGAUGAUCCCAACCGAUAUGCCGUUUGAAUUUAAAAGACUUCAAUUUCCUAUACGUCUUGCAUUUGCCAUGACCAUCAACAAAUCACAAGGCCAAUCCUUUAAAGUUUGUAGUUUAAAUCUAGAACAGAUUGAUAAUAAAACAAAAAAUGUCGUGUAUCACAAGUUACUUAAGUGA